Molecule: messenger RNA, 786 nt
Organism: Daldinia childiae
Lineage: Eukaryota; Fungi; Ascomycota; Sordariomycetes; Xylariales; Hypoxylaceae
Exons: 1
Coding region: 1-786 (261 amino acids)
Biological process (GO): regulation of gene expression
Cellular component (GO): nucleus
Molecular function (GO): protein binding
Source: RefSeq, a predicted model, not a curated record
AUGGAUUUUUUAAAACCUACAUUGAGCUGGAGGUCCGCCGCCUGGCAGCCAGCAUCUCUGAAAACAUUGGCCGAGAACAAUAUUUGGCAUGCUGUCACGCAUGGUAAGGACGGCGAAGUUGAAAAAACUCUAAAGCAAUGGGGCAGUAAAGUAAGUGAAGAUGACAAGGCUGAACUAGUGAACACUUUCCGGAAUUUCGAAGAAGAUAUCGAAAAUAUUCAGUCUCAAACUUGGGAUAUGAUGGACGAUGUACAAAUAGGGGCUGGGUAUUCUCUUCUCUCUAUCGCCAUCUGCCGGAAUUUACUUGAAGACGUCAAAUUCCUGGUUCAGCAGCCGGGCAUUUCCUUAAAUACACCGAGCGGUAGUGAACGCCUUACACCUCUUCAUAUGGCUAUCAUCGGAGAACAUUCCGAUCUAGUUUCCGAAAUUCUUCAUAAUCGCUCAACAGCGCCGUCACAACUAGUCAAUACCCGUGACUCCGAUGGAAAAACAGCACUACAUCACGCAGUAAUGAAGUAUUGCUGGAAGGAAGAAGAGUUUACAGAAGAGAGCAAAACUCGCAAAGAUGUCUUACAACUUCUCAAACAUGGAGCAAAUAUCGACGCACAGAAUCGUAGUUUCCACACACCUCUUCAUCUGCUUAUCAUCCAUGGUCCUGACAGAGAGGAAAUUGAAUUUGCUCGACUCCUUCUAGAAAAUGGAGCUGAAGUGAACACAAAAGAUGAGUACGGUGAGAUAGUCAACACUCAAUACUGCGUUAUUCUAGAAACUGAACGAAGUCUUUAG